Molecule: messenger RNA, 4377 nt
Organism: Mus musculus (house mouse)
Lineage: Eukaryota; Metazoa; Chordata; Mammalia; Rodentia; Muridae
Gene: Rnf41
Product: ring finger protein 41
Exons: 7
Coding region: 417-1370 (317 amino acids)
Biological process (GO): protein polyubiquitination; positive regulation of reactive oxygen species metabolic process; protein ubiquitination
Cellular component (GO): perinuclear region of cytoplasm; endoplasmic reticulum tubular network
Molecular function (GO): ubiquitin-protein transferase activity; zinc ion binding; receptor tyrosine kinase binding
Source: RefSeq, marked validated
GAGCUUCCGCCCCGUUGCGUAGCAGCAGUGGGCGUGGCUAAGGGCUAACCCGAGACAGCGAGGAGUGGUCGGAACCUUCUUCCCCAUCCUUACCUUCCCCUUCCCCUACGGGGAAAGGCUGAGACCGGGCACACAGUGUGCUACGCGGCCGCCGUGUCCUCAGCUGCAGCCAGGCCCCGCGUCCGGAGAAACCAGGCUGCGUUCCGGGUGAGCGUUCCUGAUUGUGACAUCACACCCACCUCUGGGCCAUGAGACUUGUCACUAGGAAGAAAGACUCAGUUGGAGAAUAGCCAACAAGAUGGGAUACUCAGAGCAUCUCCUGAGCGGCACUGAGCGGAGGCACCAGGGGGUUGGAACCUUGUGAACAGGGAACCUGCCCCCACCACUUAAAAGGACCUGGGUUUCAGUGAUGAGACAUGGGGUAUGAUGUGACCCGUUUCCAGGGGGACGUUGACGAGGACCUUAUCUGCCCUAUUUGCAGUGGAGUCUUGGAGGAGCCAGUGCAGGCGCCUCAUUGUGAGCAUGCCUUCUGCAACGCCUGCAUCACCCAAUGGUUCUCUCAGCAGCAGACGUGUCCGGUAGACCGUAGCGUUGUCACGGUUGCCCACCUGCGCCCAGUACCUCGGAUCAUGCGGAACAUGUUGUCAAAGCUACAGAUUGCCUGUGACAACGCUGUGUUUGGCUGCAGUGCUGUUGUCAGGCUUGACAACCUCAUGUCCCACCUCAGUGACUGUGAGCACAACCCGAAGCGGCCUGUGACCUGUGAGCAGGGCUGUGGCCUGGAGAUGCCCAAAGAUGAACUGCCAAACCACAAUUGCAUUAAGCACCUGCGCUCCGUGGUCCAGCAGCAGCAGUCGCGCAUUGCAGAGCUGGAGAAGACCUCGGCUGAACACAAGCACCAGCUGGCAGAGCAGAAGCGAGACAUUCAGCUGCUGAAGGCGUAUAUGCGAGCCAUCCGCAGUGUCAACCCCAACCUUCAGAACCUGGAGGAGACAAUCGAAUACAAUGAGAUCCUCGAGUGGGUGAACUCCCUGCAGCCGGCAAGGGUGACCCGCUGGGGGGGCAUGAUCUCCACUCCUGAUGCUGUGCUCCAGGCUGUCAUCAAGCGCUCCCUCGUGGAAAGUGGCUGCCCGGCCUCCAUCGUCAACGAGCUGAUUGAAAAUGCCCAUGAACGCAGCUGGCCCCAGGGUCUGGCCACACUAGAGACAAGACAGAUGAACCGGCGCUACUAUGAGAACUACGUGGCCAAGCGCAUCCCUGGCAAGCAGGCUGUAGUGGUGAUGGCCUGUGAGAACCAGCACAUGGGGGACGACAUGGUGCAGGAGCCAGGGCUCGUCAUGAUAUUUGCGCAUGGUGUGGAGGAGAUAUAAGAGCGUAACUGGCUGUCAGGAAGAGGUAGAGUUGGAAAACCCAUUGCUCCAGCAGCUGAGCCCUGACUUCUCCCACAGCCCUUAUGCCGCGGCUUGUACCUGAGCCACGUACUCCCUGCUUCUGGCAUGAAGGACUUUGGGGCACUUAGCUCAGCCUUUCAGCGGAGAACCCAGAUUCCUGCCUUUUGCUAUAUUCUUUCCCCCACAAUGUCUGUAAAUUUUCAGUCAGGGUGGAGAAAUCCCCACUUCUGUAUUUUCCUGACUAAGAUCCCCUGGUUCCCAAAUAUUUUCAGAAAGCACAAAGAAAUUUGUUUUCCCUAGAGGAUCAGGGUAGAGUGAGGCAUUUCUAAUUGUCUAUCUCUUCCAAAACCAGGGAGUCCCAGCAGGCAGGAGUCCCAGCAGGCAGGCUUGCUGAAGUCACGCAGCAUUGAGAGCUGCUCUGAGGAGCCAGCACCUGGCAGAAGGGCUGAGGGUGUGGCCCAAACCCUCUAACCAGUGAGGCCAAAGCCUGGUCCUCACGCGCAUCCCUGUCCAGGCCGCUGUGAAGGUGCAGGCCUUGAUGGGUGCGCAGGGUGGCCCCUGUGAGGGUGCACAGGGUGGGUUGUUGAAAUGUUGCUGAACUCUUUCCUACACGUUUCAUAAUUAGGAAGGGAAGGAAGGGGUGGGCGUGAGAGCACUGGUGUUCGUACACUCAGCAGGAAGCUGCUGUCUGGCUCUGCUGAUCCAGAACGGCACUGCCUCAAGAGGGUGUCUGUGUUGCCUCGGUGGCCCCUCUUCAGCCCUGUGAUUGCAGUUAGCUUGAUUUCCUUUGGUGUUGUUUGUUUAUAUUUCCAAGUCACAAACCCCAUCUGUUACCCAGUCUUGUUUUCAUAGGAUGGACUGGCUGUGUCUCUCUGAUCUAGCCCAGCCACAUUGUUGGCAAUUUAAUUUAUUUACUUUUUUUUUUUUUAAGAAAGGAGAAAAGAAAAAACAUCAAGAAAACUUAAAACCUUUCUUAUGCCCUUUCUUUGGCUGUUCCUAUUGUGGGAUUUGGGUAGGGUGGGGCUGGUAAGGUCUGUUUCAUGUGUUUCCUUUUCAGCAUGAGCUCUGGUCUGAUACCUGCUCUGACCCUCCCCUCCAUCACCCUGCAGGAGCUUUGGCUGUGGCAGUCCAGCGUUGAUGCCUGUGACCCAUGAAGAAAUUUGUUCCCUGCCCCUUUAGGUCUCCUUGUGAAACCCUAGAAUUAACUGGCUGGCACAUGUGUUUUGAAGGUGACUCUUCCAUGUUUCCUGAGGAAACUUCCUGUUUAUCUGGGUUCUAACCUUCACCAGCCAAGUGGGAUAUAAAUCAGAUGUCUCCAAAGCCAGGCUGACUACACUGGCUCAGUCAAGUCCACCCAAGGACUUGGGGUCCAUUCAAGGCUCUCUGGGUGGCUGCUGGGUCCCCCAUGGUGGCUAGUAGAGUGAGCAAGGAGAAAGAGUGGUGUGAUUAUUUUAAAAGCGUAGGUGGGAGUGUGAUUGGAGAGGUCAGAGGGCCCCCCUUCACCAUACUCUAGCUUCUCUCUGGGAGUUCCACUUCAGGCUAGCCUGCUGUUGGUCUCACUGGUUGAGUCGUGUGCCUCCUGUGGGGUUGGGAUAGAAGGAUAUAGCUUGAGGACCGUAAGAAAAAGUUGGGUGUUCCAGCUCCAGGACAUUGUGCUCAGGAGUUUGAAAAAGGCUGCUAUACUCAGUCGGGUUACUGGGUUUCUUGUUCCUCUUUGUGCCUGCCUGCCUUGCCCAAGCUCACUCUGUCUAUUCCUUACUCUGAGAUGAAUGAUGGAGGAGGCUGAAGUUUGCUUGCCCUUUGCACCAGUAUCUGCAGCUCUUCCAUUGUGCUGUGUGCUGUACAUGGUGUUCACUGCACUAAUAAAUCUCUCACUCAACUCUAAAUUCUUAGUCACCCCCCUUAUGAAGGAUUCUUCCUAGCUUGGUAAUGCACCUUCCACUGACCUCUGCCUUGAGAGACCGUCUGUCUGGAAACUGCAUACACUUCACACGCUUCACGUUCUGUGCUCUACUGCUCUCGUAAGCCUAACUGCAUUCUCUUCAGAGUGUCCCUUUAGCCGGAAUUCUGUUUUCCUAAAUGUCCUGCAUUCGGAGGAUGCUACCGAAGACUUUAGCACCUCUUUCCAGCGAGUGGGGAGCUUCUGCCCUCUAGGGGCUCCUGAUAUUAAUGUAGGGAGGAAACCUGAAACAGCUCUCCUGCUGUUCAGACCUUGACAAGGACUUUCCUGGCUAGGGAGAUGGCUAGGGAGAGGUAAGAGCUCUAACUGCACGUGAGGAUGUGAGUUCAAAUUCCCAGCACCUGCAUAAAAAGCUGAGCAUGGUCAAGAGAUAACUCCCUCGUUGUGUGGGGCAGAGGUAGAGGGCUUACUGGAGCUUGCUGGUCCCUAUUUGAGCUCCAAGUUCAGUGACUGACAGUGUCUCAAAGAAUGAAGCCAGGUAUGGUGGAACAUGCCUUUAAUCCCAGUACUUUGGAGCCAGCAGACAGAUCUCAGUGAGGGGCCUGCAAGUUUAAAGGAAUAUGGCAUAGUAAUAAAACAGGACACCCAACAUCCUCUUCCAAACACCUUGAAAGCAUGAGUAUGCACAAUGCACAUACAUGUCCACCAUGCUCACACAUUUUUGCUGAACACUUUUUGUUACUAUCUUAUUCCUCCUAUGAGAAACCAUGUGUGUGUGUGUGUGUGUGUGUGCAUGUGUGACUUAAGAUAUUUAUGUAUAUUAAUGUUUUGCCUGUAUUUCUGUCUGUGUGCCACAUGUAUGUCUGUUGCCCACAGAGUCUAGAAAAGAGCACUGGGUCUCCUAGAACUGGAGUCACAGAAGGUUGUGAGCCACCAUGUCGAGUUUGAAACUAGGUGCUAUAGAGCAGCCAGUGCUCUUAACCACUGAGCCAGCUCCCAACUGUAUGUUGAAUUUGUUGACCUUUAUCGUGCACCGAAUGUAAAUAUAAUGGAACUCUCCUGACACUUAAGUUGAGGGAAAGGACA